This is a messenger RNA of Papilio polytes (common Mormon), 707 nucleotides long. RefSeq names its product death-associated protein 1 (gene Drp). Bases 123 to 428 code for a protein of 101 amino acids. Gene Ontology annotation, biological process: cellular response to amino acid starvation; negative regulation of autophagy; apoptotic signaling pathway. Gene Ontology annotation, molecular function: death domain binding. The record is from RefSeq and is a predicted model, not a curated record. The transcript has 2 exons. Lineage: Eukaryota; Metazoa; Arthropoda; Insecta; Lepidoptera; Papilionidae.
AUUUUGUGCACCGUGUCAUUGUCAUCGUGUGUGCUUACACGUUGCAUAUCACUAUUAUUUACGCUUGAAUCUUAUCAGAAUUCUAUUAGACAUUCUUUUUAUAUUUCCAUUUUAAUAGAAAAAUGUCGUCCACUGAAGAAACAUCUCAACUAAAAGCAGGACAUCCACCAGCAGUGAAAGCCGGUGGUAUGAGGAUAACUCAACACAAGACACCACAUGCUAAAGACUCUAAGGAAUCGGCUAAUGAAGACCUGACAGGACUCUCUGGUCCUUCACCUGUGCCUUCUAAUCCAGUGUCCAUAUCAGGUGCUCCCAAUCGGGGUAAUGCGGACUUUACUCCGGAAGCUGCUCAAAUAGCUCAUAGUCCUAAACCUCCAUCACAUAUUAAUAUCAAACCUAAUCCUCAUAUUCAACAACCAAGGAAGUAGACUGUAUUAACAAUGAAGUAUGGGCAUAAUAAAAUGUUUAAAAAUAUAGGAAAAUUCAAUUCAUUAAUUUUUUUUGUUGUAAAGUCAAUAUUGUUUUUGUAAAACAGCUGCAGAUGUAUUGUUUUUCUGAGUACAGAUAUUUAAUCUAGUGAAGAAGGUCGUUGAUUAUUGAAAGGUAUUGAAAUGUUGUACUCAAUUCCAUUAUGAAAUAUUGAAUAGCGACUAUAAAUUUUUUUUUAAAUACCUUUUGGCUGCUGUUGAUAUUACUGGCAACUUUUU